Molecule: messenger RNA, 25050 nt
Organism: Xyrichtys novacula (pearly razorfish)
Lineage: Eukaryota; Metazoa; Chordata; Actinopteri; Labriformes; Labridae
Source: the annotation of a GenBank genome assembly
AAGGUCUCACCAGCACGUUAGUGGGUGGGCCAGUGAAGCCCCACGUGCUCCAUGUCUCCAGGUCCACGGCUCUUCGCUCAGCCUCUCCAGCCUUUGACGAUAGGCCUACAGACGAGUGUGUGAUCCUGCCGUGGAGCUCGGUGACACUGACAAGCGCGCACACACAUCCCUACACACGCAACGACGCCGCUGUGCUGCUGGAGCUGAGCACAAAAACCCCACAAGGCUCUUUUUGAUUCACCAGAGGCAGUGAAAGAAGGCUAGAGAUGCGGGUGCCUUGUUUGAAGAAAGCUCGCUCUUGUGUUUGUCUUCAGUGUCAACAUCAGUCCAACCGUAGCUCCGUGCGCGUCUCCCCUCAGUUCAUCUAACGGCGCUGCACCGAGGACAUCACUAGGACUAUGUGAGCAUCAUGCUCGCUGUGAGAUGCCUGCUGUUCGCUGCAGUGUGUGCACGACGCUCCGUGACAGGUAAAGGUUAGUGUUCUGAUUUUUAUUCCACAUCUUGUUGUAAAAUAUAAAAAACGACCAGGCAGACUUUGAUCUAUUAUUGCGUCCCCUUUACCUGCGCCCCUACAACGUGGACCGGGGAAUUGUUGCGCUGGUGUCAACAAGCAGCUCAACAUCAACCCCAGAAAAAUCAGACAACUGGACCACGAAUGCUGAUUCAAAACCUCAGUCUCAGCCUGCCCUCCUCCAUGUGCCCUGAACCUUCUCCUAUCUUCUGCAGGUCUGAGGGAGUGGAGGAGUCUGGAGGAGAGGUUGCCGCCUGCAGAAGAGGUCGUGCAGCCCAAACGGCUUCUACAUCAGAUCUACUCCCAGGAGGAGCUGCUCCACAGCCGACUGGACACCCGGGUCAAGAACUUCUCAGACGGAGCUCAGGUGAGCUCACAUGUGACUUACCUUACAUCCCUUACAUAAACUGCAAAUGCUGUGCACUGUGUGUUUACUUACUUGUACAUGUUUACAGUCUUAAAACACUACAUCAAAAGUUGCUUCUUUGUAAAUGAGCCUUAUUCAACUUUUUAAACAUGUAGACCAAAAUUUUUUAUCAGGUAAGGUUUAAUUAAACCAGAUUGUUGGCAUUAACCUCUGAGGUCAGUGGUUUUUAUGCAUUUCACCAACUAUUUGUAACUACCAUUGUUUAAACAUCAAUCCUCCAGUGGAGAGAUCAAUAUAAAGUGAAUAAAAGAUUCGAGCUGAUAUAGCAGCAGAUUAUCCUUAUGUAACAAUGUGUUGCACUAGGUUGCGUUGUGUUAUACGUUACGAUAUGUUAUGAGUAACAUUACUUUGAGUUACGUUAUGUUGAGUUACUUUACGUUGAGUUACGUUUUGAUGAGUUACUUUACAUUGAGUUACGUUUUGAUGAGCUACAUACCUUGCGUGGAGUUACACUGCAUUACAUAGAGUUACAUUAUGUUGUGUUACGUUUAGUUAGUUGUGUCAAGUUUAGUUGUGUAACACUGAGUGACAUUGGGUUACAUUACGUUGAGUCACUUUAUGUUGAGUCACGUUACGUUGAGUCACGUUACGUUGAGUCACGUUACGUUGAGUCACGUUACAUUGAGUUACUUUACGUUGAGUUGAGUUACGUUAUGUUGAGUUACGUUGAGUUACGUUGAGUUUCAUUACACUGAGUUUUGUUACGUUGAGUUUUGUUACGUUUCGUUGAGUUACGUUACAUUGAGUUACAUUACAUUGAGUUUUGUUACAUUGAGCUAUGUUACACUGAUUUCCGUUACGUUGAAUUACGUUGAAUUAUAUCAUGUUGAGUUACAAUCUGUGUCGAGUUAAUUUAUGUUGAGUUUUAUUGUGAUAUGUCACAUUAUGUUUUGUUUCAUUGUAAUAUGAUAUGAUACAAUGGGAUAGGAUAGGAUAGGAUACAAUAUGAUACAGUACAAAAUGAUACUGCACAAUAUGUCAAGAUCUGGUGGUGUAAAUUGGCACAGCUGAAAACUGAAGUCACCUCUAAUCUUCAUCUCUCUUGAGACCGUAUUCACCCUUGUUUGUCCCCUUUUGUGGUGGUCAGACAUACUCAUGUACACAACAUGUCAGGGACUCCCCCCCCCCCCCCCCCCCCCCCCCACACACACACACACACACACACACACACACUGCCUUGUCCUUUGGAGUCUGUCAGAUAAUAUUGCACACCUCUACCUGUCCUCUCUUGUUACCUGUGGUAUGAACUCUAUCUGUCAGUCAGCGGAUUGUUGGUCAGUGGGUCUGACCUUGAGCGCCUCAUGAUCUCUUUGCAGCCUAAGACUGUAGAAGGCUGAGUGCUGCAACCGUAAAGAAAUUAAAGUGAGACUGAGGUAGAAUUGGAAAAAGCCUCUAUGAGCAGUAAAUGAUGCAUUUUGGAAUAAUGUCAUUCAUGUUAUGUCUCUCACAAAAAAAAGAAAAUAAGAGGCUAUUUUGCAUUACUUGUUUGUUCUGUAUGAAUUAAGUUAUAUAUAUAUAUAUAUAUAUAUAUAUAUAUAUGUAGUGUUGAACUGAGAAAUUGUACGGUGUGCCAACAUUUAUUGCCUGCAAUUAUGUGUUCAUAAAAGCAUAAUCCAAAACAACAGUGCAAAUCUCCACAGUUGGAGCCUUAAAGCAGCUUUCUUACCACUGCUAAUGGGUCACCAUUGUGGCUCUUUAUUGUACAGUCUGUGGACCCAGUGGAGGCUUGGAUUGAUACUAAGUGGUUUGCAGAGAGAGCAUGCUAAUACUAAUGAGACCUGCCUGGCCUGCAGCGAGCCAGUAAGUACUGAUGGGGGCCACCACAGGGAUCCGUCUGAUAAUGUGGAUGGAGUUCACCUUGAAACAAGGUUAUUCAGAACUCAUGAGCCCCAAUACACAGUAAUCUAACAAGCCUGGAGGAUGGAUGAGGCAGUCUGCCCUCUGGGAGACGUUACUUAAGGUAGUGGCUCCUUAUUAUCUGAGUUUGUCACUGUCCACAUUGUUCCAUUACUUAGUCAUUAUCAUUUCAUUCAAAAUUUCACACAAGCACGGACUCCUGACAAUUUUGUGACUUAUAGGCCAAAACAUAAUGCAAAAGCAUGAAUUAAACAUGCAAGGUUUAUUAAUUUCAGAGUACGCUUUGGCCAAAAAAGUCUUUUUUUCCAGUUCAGUUUGAACAGUAAUAACAACAGUUAUGUCUUUUCACAGUAUUAACUGUCUACUUUUCUACUUAAGGACCAUUAUACUGCACCAAAGUGGUCGGAUGACCUUGUCGUAUAAGUAUUUACUGUUUAAAGGCCUCUGACUGCUUUGUAGUUGCAGACUUGAAUGUGUUUGAACCACAGACUGUAUGAAAUGGUUGUGAUCUUACUAAUGUCACCCUCUAGUUUUCUGAAGAGGCGGCGGCGCUAUAAAACCCAAAUAAGGCAGUCAGCAUGUUGGAAAGGCUGACUUCAAAUAACUUUCAGCUUACCAGGUUCCGACAAAGUGGUGGAUUUAAAGCUUUAGCCGUGUUGCUGUGAUAAACAGCAAUGUGCAGACUUGUCAGAAAAUUCAGUAAAGCCCCUUAUAGUGUGAAAGUGUAAAAACUUUUGCCUCCACACAAAUGAAGCGCAUGAGUUCUAAAAAAAUCAUCCCCAUAUAGUCGUCAUAAAUAAUGACAUAAGCUAAAGAGCUGCUGUAUGAACUUAGCUGCAAGCAUGUUUGAUGUUAACUCCAGUCUCUUUUUUCUUCUCUGCCUUUUAUACCUCACUCUGCAAACCCUCCAUCCCUUUUGUCAGCCUGUCCACCUGGCCCAGAGCAGCUUCUUGGUGGAGGCCUUUGGCAAAUCUUUCAUCCUUGACCUGGAACUCAAUCAGUGAGUCUGCCUUCAGUUCAGAGCGUUCACACAUCCUUACCUCAGAGACACAAUGUUUAAUGCUUUGUUUAUGACAGUAAAGCCCAAACAGUCUUACUGUCUACCUUUCCUUAUCUGUCUCUCACCGACCCAGCAGUGUGCGGUACUAUAUGUCCUAUAUGUUGGCAGUGUAUAGACUGACUGAGGGCUGAACAACACUUUAAAUGUAAAACUCCCUCCUCCUUCUCCUUCCCUCAGUUUUAAAUUGCUCUAAUGGGCUGUAUUUAUGUUAUAUCUUUCAUUGGCUUUUAGGCACUUACAAUAUCUUGACACAUUUUCUUUUUGCUUAUAAAUCACCCAUUUGUUGAUCCAGAUUCACAGAAGUCGUCAUGUUUAAUGCUGAUAGUACUCCGUUAAAAAGCACUUCAGGAUGAUGAAACAUAAUGGCUCCUAAUAGCUACACAACUUGCAUUUUCAAACAGUUAUUGAAGCACUGACGUAAGAUUGAAAAUAAUUGUCUUUCUCACCUUUUUAUUCCUUUAUCUUUGCAGCAACCUAUUGUCUACAGACUACGUGGAGCGUCAUUAUGAUAAGGAUGGACAGCUGUCACAGAAUAUGGUAAGACUGUUUCACAAACUUUCACUUUUUAGCUGAAAUAUUUCCAACUUUCAUGGCUGGUAUAAACCCUAGAGAAAAAUUAAAUCACAUCAAACAAAGCAGUGCUGAAUUUUGAUGCCUUUAAGACACUUAUUCAUGCAAACUCCCAAUGUGAUUUUUUAAGACCAAUGCUGUUAUGUUGUUUUGCUUCAUGUGUGUAUAAGCAGGUUAUUUUCAUGUGCGUUGCUGUGCUCUCUGGUUUCCUUCGUGUGUCGUUACUCAUAUUCUGCUGAAUCUGUGGAAAGUGUCCAAAUGUCAGGCUAGUUUGUUUACUCAUCAGAGACAGGCAGCUGAUACCAACAGCUUGACUCUCAUCAGCUUACGAGGGAUGCUUCAUAUUGUAGACUCUGUCAUUCCCUCUUUCUGCCCAGCUUUUUGCACUCUCUCUGUGUCUGUUUGUCUGCCAAAGACCACCUGACCAAUCCUUGGAUGGUUACCAUGGAGACCAGCAGCAGCAGCCUAGGUCUAUUUUGUUGUGUUGUGAGGGGAAUUCAAAUCAUGUCCUGUACCUGAGACAGCCUAACCAAAUCUUACAGCUGUCCUCUGCCCUGACUUUUACAACCCCAUGCAUAACAUUGGUAUAAUAAUUUACAUCAGAGGUUCAUUUGCAUAUGGCACUAUAGUCUCGCUAUUCUAUCUCUGUUUAUAUCUUGGCCAAAAUUUACAGGUUGUUUCUCAGAUACUGAUGUAUUCAAGCAUAAAUGGAUAGCAGCUAAUGCCCAUUAGCAUCAGCUAAUUAUUGUGCUUGCUGCAAAAGUCCCUUUUAAUAGGGCUUGAAAUAUCUGCAAUGUGCCCUUUUCCACCUAAAUGUGACAAAUUGGAUAGACUGUUUAGGGGAACAUCUAAAAAUCUAUUUGACACAUGUUGGAAACUAUGUGUCCAAUAAAGCCUCAUAUAUUUAUUUCAUCAUGUUGAAGAAAUUGUAGUCACCCACGGUUGUUUCUUGGGGCACACCAGGGUUUAAUGUCAUGGGGUAGGCAGCAUAAACACACUGUUUCAUAACUACUAUUGUUAUCAAGAUUAUAUAAAGAAUCAAGAACUUUUUUUUUUCAAAUUCUUUUCAUUCAUUUGUGCCCAAUCUCUGAAAUGGUGCUAUGUUGUAUACAUCUCUGGAAGUGGAUGAUCCCUUUUGCAAGAAGGUGUCAUGCUAACAACAGACAGUAUGUAAUGUUACUAUUUUAUACAGUAUUUAUUUGUCAGUACUACUCAAGCUACUAAUGUACUAUAGAUGGAAACUAAAGCACAUCCCAAGCUAAAAAUCCAGAACAUAAUUACAGAGCCAGUUUUUUCAUUCAACAUAAUUAAUAAGAUAACUACACAAUGGUUUGGCAGAUGUCCAAUCAAAUCAUAUACAACAUUUGUCUGGCUAAUUGACUUUAGAUCCAGUACUCAAUAGACUGCACAAAUGCUUUGUAUGAACAUUUCCCUUUCUGCAAGCUGGACUGAGACCCUGAUGUAUGCAGCCCCUCCCCCGCCACCAUCACCAACACCCUCACCAUCUUCAUCCUGAUUUAUUUAGUUUUAUUGAAGUGCAAUAAAUUCCUCUUGCUUUUGUGAGUCACUUUUUUAUUGGUCCCUGUGGAUCUUUGCAAUUACAUCGAGCGGUUGGCUGCCUCGUUUAUAUUGAAUCUCAGUGUAACACGGUGAAAAGAUGAUUUGAAUCUGAGUCAAGGGUUGAAUUGAUGAGAGCUGAGUUAUGCUAGCUUGUCAGUUUCCUGCAUGAUAAUUGCUUGUCACAUUUCUGGCAAUAAAUUGAUUUUUGUUUCGAGAACAUCAAAAAAAUAAAUAAAUGAAUUAAUAAUAAAAUAAAAUACCUUCUGCAUGCUAUUUGAGCACUAUACUUUGUUUUAUUUGAACACAUCAGGAUUUAUAUGCACUUAUUUGUGUUUUUGUAAUAUUUAAAUUCAGAGCUUCAGGUCAUUAAAACCCCAUUGUUCACAGAAUAAUUAAAUUAUAGACAAGUUUGCAGCUCUAUGUGCGUUUGGGUUUCUAAAUAGUAAUCUCAAUGCUUUGACGUCAAUGAUUAAUUGUCACCAAGCAGAAACAACCACAAGAAAUGUUGUGUUUUUGUUUUCUCUCAUUAGUUCAAGUCUUGGUGGUAAUCAUUAUAGCUUUCUAACACACUGAGAAAGUCUCAUAUUCCCAACUGAAGCUAUUGUGCUGCUGCCUUUUCCUCCUCCUCCUUUUCAUUAGCUCCUAUUGGUUUAUUACAUUUACCCCUGCUUCUUUCUGUCCAAGGAUGCUGAGUCAAAGUCCAGACUUAUCCUUAUUCGGUUAGAGUUCAUGAUGAUGCAGGACGUUUGCUGUUUAUGUGCAAGUAUUUUUUUAGUCACUCACAUUUGAGGAUAGAGUCAGGAUAACCUGUCCUUUGUACUCACUGCACUCCUGUCGUUCAGGACUAACGGAUGAUUUAUUAUACAAUUUCUUUCUUUGUAGGAGUGAGUGGUAAUUAUUUGAAGCCCAUAUGUCUUCUCUGAAAAGCACACUUAGUCUCUCGAAGUCAGCAUGUGUCUGCUGUGUCAGGCAAUUUGAUUUCCUCCAUUUAGCCCUGUAACCCUACCAUUUAUUUAUUUAUUAUCUGGCCCCUGACUAAGUGCUGCAGGCUUUCUCACUGGUAGGUAUGAAUGAUUCAAGUCUGUUUCUCCUUUAACAGAUAAAUGGACUGUGAAUGUAAAUAUUUUCCUUAAGAAAUACUCUGAUUAAAACCGAUUGAUUAUCAUGCUAGCUAAGUCUAAGGCAAUGGACCGAUAUCGCUGCAAGAGCUGUACGAUUAUCACUAUGCAAGAUUUUAAAUGUUGCCCUUAUUUUGAAAGUAAAAACAGUGUUUGUUAUGCUAGUGGAGUUAUACUGGUUUUUGGUGGUCCAUCAUUUGGGUACAGAGGAAUAUGUCAAAAUGUUUCCUUGCUGAUUUAUUCUUGUGACUUUGGUGAUCCCCUUUUCUACUUUUCUAGAAGUGUCAUUGCAACUGCAAACAUGCCACUCUAAAAAUUGUGAUUGUAGGAAAAACGAUCCCUGCAAAACCCAGCAUGUUAGCAUCAUCAUGUGGGCAUGUCAGUGUGCUUACAGUGGCAAAAAUAUUCAAGUAACACUGUGCAUAAAUACAGAACUAAAAACUGCUUUUAAAGCAUGAUCUUUUUGGUCUUACUUUUGUUUGUUGAUUGGUACAGAGUUGUAUAGAUUGUAAAAAAAAUCAGGGUUGAUGUCAAUACUGAUGUAAGUACAGUUAAGCUGAUGACUGGUUCUGAUGUUUAUUGCAUUACUUCUUUGUAAUUUUUCGAGUCUGUUUUUUAAAUGAGAUAGGAGAUUUGAUUGACUUGAAAUGUUGUAAGUAGUCCCUCCAUUUAAGUCUCUUGUGUAAUAUCUAUCAUGCAUGUCUUACAAACUACAUUACUCAGUAAAAGGCCUCUCUUCCGAAAAAGCAGUUAGGUGGGACAAUGUUUUCCAGCAUUACUUCCAUCAGGGAUAUUCCUUGUUCAUAUGUAUUCAGGGAAUUUGUCACUCAAUUGAUAAUUUUUGACAACAUAUUAGUUUUAAAACACAAAAGAGGAAACUAAAUGUUCUGAUAUUACCUGUUAAGGGGCUGCCCCACAACAAACCAACUCUGUUUAUCUUCUGGUUGUGUGAUUAAUGUAUUAAUGUCUGUGUAGCCAAAGUUUUUUUGACAAUCGAAAGUUAUUCUGUAAAAAGUUUGUAUCCAAUCUUGUUGGUUUGACGGGUUUAAAUUUCAGUUCAGAGUAAAGGUUGUCCAAGCAUUAAGAACUGCAACUCCACACCUCUGCUUUUCUCUCUGGCCUAUCAGCCGUGCCAGACAACAGCAGGCUCAGUUGCCAGACAAGACUUAUUGGGGUCCAUUACAAAUGCCUGAAACUGACCCUCUCUUGUACACACAGACAUACACACUUGACUCAGAUCCACGUGGCUGCCAGCAAAAAGACAUCCACAAUAUCUCUUCUCUAGAAUUUGCAUGCAUUAUAAUGGUCCUUAAAAUCUCCUAGUUGCAGUUUCCUGCUGUGCACGGUUUAUUUUACAGUAACUUUUGCACUCACUUUUGAAAACACUCACAUGUCGCUUAAAUGACAGUGGCAAGUCUCUAGUUGUCGUAAUCUGAUCAUUCCUGUACUGUGAGAGGCAGCAUGGAAACUCUAUAUUCAAAACAUGAUCAUCCAGUUGAGGCCUGUAAGUGGAUUAUGAAUAAUCAGGUAAUGCUAUCUGUUACGCUAACACCUUACAGCAGUCCCAAUAGACUGACAGAAUGAGCUGAAUCAGGGAAAAACUGCAGUUCAAUCUCAUAUUAAAAUCAAACUUCACAGAUUUGACAUCUCCAACAUCCUCUGUUAAAUGCGCCCAAUUUUACAUAGGAUAAAAACAAAGAUUUUAAAAACAAAUUCUAGUGUCAGGUAGGGCUGGGCGAUAUGGUAAAAAGUUUAUCACAAUAUUUUUUUUUCAUAUCAGUAGAUAUCGCUAUAUAUCACAAUAUAAAAAAUGAAAUUUAACAGUGCUCAUUGGUAGCAUGUCUUUUGCAAUAUGUUAAGCUACUGCAUCUGUGAGGUCUUUUAAGUCUCUUCGAUGUUUGUCGUAAGGCGUUUCGGCUGCACAUGUGCCAUGGGCUCCUUGCUUGGCUCGGGGAUUGUAACCUUUUGUAUUGCAGGUGCUCUGCCACGUGGAUCUGCUUCAGGUGGUGAAAAGGUUUGAGGUAUUCCCAGACUUUGUGAGAACAUGUACUCGACAUAAUUUGCAGUGCACAUUACUCUGCUUCAUGUCCGACCUCAAAAAACCAAAAUACCUCCACACCACCAACGUUUUAGUGCCAGUGUCUUCAUCUGUUUAGCCUUCAUCUACAUUUCUGACGGGGGUAGCAUUCAUUUUCUUUUUUUUCUCGCCAACAGUGCUGUCAGCUUCACGUGUUGAAGUGCUAUGGUUGUGUGUUGCUGCAGCCUGCUACUACGCAGUUGAUUGCUACCUGGUUUUGAUUCAUAACAUGAUUGGUUCAGUGCGAAGUGAACUCUUUUCCAUUGGCACUACGUAUAGUCUACCAAAACAUGGCGGAAUGCCCACUAUUGAAAAGCAUAUUGACCAUGUUUUUUAUCGAUAUCGAGGGAAAUUAAUUUUCGAUAUAUAUCGUUAUCAUUUUACUGCCCAGCCCUAGUGUCGGGGGACCUUAGGUGUCUAUGACCACAGUUACAAGGCACACAUGGUACUUGAUGAUGACGAUGGUCUUACAGAAAUCUCUGUUUUGCUUCCAGGGAGGUGAGCACUGUUAUUACCAUGGCUGUGUGCGAGGCUUGCCUGGCUCCUGGGCUGCUCUGUCCACCUGCCAUGGCCUACGGUAGGUCAAACACUCAGAGUAGAUUAUGCCACAUUACCUGAUAUGUUGUUAUAGUCCAAUCCAGACAAAUGUUUAGUGUCUUUAAAAAUGCACAUACUUACACAUUAAUGACUUCAUGCUGUUUAAAGCUAACUUCCUGCCAGCUGUGGCUUUAUAUAGAGGUGUAGAUGUGUAUAGAUAUAAAUGAUACAGGUUUUUACUUCCUGUGUGUAAGAAAUACAACAAAAGUUUAGUAAAAUACAAAAGUUGAUACUACAAGGAGAUGGCCUAGUAUUUAUACCUUAAAGUUUUACCUUAAAAAACUCUUUUUUACUCUCCACCCACCCCUCCUGGCUGUGAUCCAGUCCUCCACCUCCAACAUCUCAAAGGGACACAAACAGCUCAGGCGCUCAGUAACAUGUUGCCGUAUUCUGUCUGUUUCAGGGGGAUGUUUUCUGACGGGAACUUCUCAUAUGGGAUUGAACCUGUCGGCAGUGGUGAGGUGAGUCGAGCUCAACUACUUCUUUUGUAAACACUCCUAUCCAGUUUCUUGGCAUAAAACUAAAACAACAUCAGCGUUAUGUGAAAAGAAGCGUCCAAGAACUGGAUCAGGAAAUAGUGAAAAUCUAAAAAAGUGAAGCUGCUCUCUGUUUCACUUUCUCUCCCCGUCUCUAUAUCACUCCAUGACUUACGGGCAGUGCAGACAGUGAUACUCUAUCUCUAGGCUGCUUUAUGGAAAGUAUUGAGUGGAUACACAAUCCAUCAGGAAGCAGGAGGGAGUGAGGAGAAAUCUAAAAUAAUCAACAAAAACAAAAGUAUGAAAGGCUUUUAAGAUUUUUCCAAAAUACCCAUAUUUGAUUUGAGUGUGUAUCCAGCAUUAAGAAAUGACAUAUAACUGAAUGGCCAAAGGGGAUGGGGUGAAAGUGUUUAGACUGGAAGAGGCUGUGUUUUUUUUUUCCAUUAAGAGCCACAGUAAUCGAAGUGCAGCUCAAUUACAUAGACUGCAGAGAUGGAUCAAUGGCCUCCUCUCCACACAUCCUCAAACUCCCUCACUCUCUCUCUCUCUCCUCCGCUUUCUAUCUCCAAUGGGUCAUUUUCAUAAAGUAUUUAUCCCCCAGCUCGAGUGUACAACAGUGUCCAGCAGUGUUAUUGCCAUUAUGACAGCUCAGUGAUUGAUUAAUUAUGCAUCAGAGCACUUUCCUUCCCGUUGAUCCGUCUCUCCCUCACAGGACACGGCAAAGCCUUUUCACACAUACAGAGACCUUGUGACUGAAAAUGAGGAAAAGAGGAAGAGAGAGAAAGUGCUUUGGAGACUUGGCAGAUUUGAAAGGACCAGAUAUUUCAUUUUGUUUGUAAGGAUGCCACCGUUCCUCCAGUUCUCAUGAAUCUGAGGUUACUGAAAGGAUUUUUUGGUUGGCUUUCGCUGAAAAGAGUUUAAACUCUCAGCAAAUCAAACCAAAUUGGACUUCAGCUUUUUUGAAAGAAUUUUGUUUGUUUUAUUGGUCUUUCUUUUUUUUCUUGUGUGUUAAUUUUUUUUGGUUUUUACUGAGAUUUAUUGGAAAGAAAAUCUGCACACCUGAUAGUAUGACAGGUGCGAGGGGAGAAUUGAUUAUACCUGAUGAAGGUUCGUUAUGACAGAAAUUUUAACCCCAAGCCAGGUCCAGGCAUUUGUGAUGUCCUCUGUAGUUAUUUUUAGGGAUUUUCUGAAUUUCUCAGUUGUUUAAAUAGUAACUCUGAUACUGACUGACCAGCUCGUCAUCUGCAUGUAAAGAAAUCCUCAAAAAACAGUCAAAACUGAGCACAACUACUUGACCUGGCUAAACACGGGACUUCAAAAUCUGCAGGUUAGUUAUGUCAAAUUGGUUUACAUUAGUAAAGGUAGCACCACUGGCCUUUGGUCCAUCUUGUAGGUUUGCAUCUGUAUGUAUGUGCUGGUUUUGCAUUGCUCUAGUCAAAUGGUAACAUGCCACUUUAAAAUACUCCCAAAUCAAACUGCGCUAUAAGAUACUAGCUGUCAUAUGUAUUUGUUUACAUCAAGGUAGUAGAUCAUUAUAGGAUUAAUGCAGUAGCCAUUUACCAGAGCUACACCUCCUUCCCUUGUGGACAAACGUGACGAGCAGCAUAUGAUUCAAAUAUAAUGAUAACUCUUUCAAACAGCUAGCAAGCCCAGUGCCAACAAGUACGAGCCCUCUGCAUGCCCAUGCCAGUGCCAUCUAGGUAAAGCAGCCACUGUAAGCUCUAUGUCUGAGGAGAUGGCUUGUACUGAUUAAAAUCAGGAUGUAUGUGUAUUACCUUCUAUCAAAUUGUGGUUAAAAGGAGGUGUUAGUUUUGUAAAAAUCAAUUUCAAUUUCAUAUUGACAAGUUAUUGUCUUGGGAAGGGCAGGUCUGUGAAUAUACUCCCAGUACCUGUAACCUAAUUUAGGAAUUAUCCCAAAUGGAAGGUUCUUUGGAAAAAGUUUCUCAAGAUCCUAAAAAGGUUUCCCAGAUCAGGUAAAUCUGAGAGACUUGUAAAUGAAAGUGUGUCGCUUCUAGUCCUAACUCUAGAACAAGAAGUAGAUACAUACAAAACAUAAGUUUUUAUCAAGUCAGAGGCAUUUAAAAAAUCACACUUUCAUCUCUUUUACUUUGUUUUUCUCUUCUUUAGGAGCACAAUGACCACAUGAUAUACCGCAUGCCGGAUAUCGACCUCUUUUCACCUUCCUGUCCUGGUAAGCCCACUGUCAGACUUAAAAAUCAAAACUUUACACAGAUACUCUUCAUAUUAACUUUCUACUGUCACAGAAAGUAUAUAAGUCAUGCAACAACAGAGGUUUCAUUUGUAGAAAAUCUCCUUUCCUGAUCCUUUCUAAUGACUGCCAGAAAAACAAAGCCAUAAAUCCUCCCUAAAUAACAAACUCAAAUGCUGAUUGUCAUUGCUUGCUCGGGAACGACAUCAGCUUUGUCCUUCUCUUGGGAAGAUCUUAGACAUUCCAGUGAUCUGUAAUGUAAGUCUGUUUUUCGGCAGAUUUUCUCACACAGCAGUUCACAGUGUCCUCCUCAGGUCUCCUAGCUGUCCUCCUCACCCUUCAAAACGUCUCAUUUGGUUGCCUCUUCUCUGCCUCUCCUCUUUGUCCCUCACACUCAUGUUCCUCUCUGCAUUCAACUCCUUCAUCUUCUUCCUGUUACCCAACCCCUGCCUCCUCGUCUCUUUUUCCCCCUGUUCGGCCACUUAUACUCUCUCCCUUUUCUCCGACUGUUGUAUUGAUUUCUCCUGUAGAUCAGUGCAUUAAAAUACAUAGAUACAUCCAUUCUUGGUUGAUGACUCGCCACUUUUCUGGCACUCUCUCUUGCUCUGUGCAUGUGUGUUUUUGUUUCCCAGGAUGCACGGUGAACAGCGCAAAGCCCGAGGAGGACACAGGGAGCCAAACCAAAGGAGACAGUGAGCUGAAAGACGGAGACGGCUGGUCUGAAGAGCAGAAGCCUGUUUUCACUAAAGGACGGAGACGCUCAAAGAGACAAGUCAGUUUUUUAACACAGAUGGCCAUGUGGUAUGAAGAGCUGCUAGUGUCACCAUGAGGGAAACAUCAGAGCUGGGAUGUGCAAACACAAUCAAUAUUUUAAGAAGUCUGUGCAAUGAUGCCAAAUUUCCACAUGCAUGCUGAUAGUUUGUCUCAGCUUUCAUGCAAAAGAAACAGAUGAUGAAAAAAGAGAAAGAGCAGGAGAUGAUUUCUUCACUUUAGCCUUGUUCUCACAUGCUCUAAAUAGUUUCCUAGCCUUGGCCAAGCGGGCUGUAUGUGCACAUGCAACCAGCUGAAUUUUCACCCUGAUUUAAUCAUUGUUUUCCUCUGACAGUCCCCAUAAAACUUCAACAAGAAGUGGGGAUUGCACUGCUUAUAUUUGGCAGCUUGUUUUGCCUUAGUUGUCUGUGUACUGUUUGUGUUUCAUAAGCAACCUACACAUGUUGUGGAAAUAGAAAUUCAGGUCACCAGGAAGACAGACUCUCCCUUCAUGUGCCCGAGACAUUUUUUGCAAUAUCAUCAUAUUCAUCUUAGCUUCGGUUUAUAUCAUGAGCAUUAUUGCUGCCACUUACAUUGUUGUAAUCACUGAAUUCUUUUGCAUCCUUGGAGUGUUUUCAAGUUUUAUUUUCUGUUUAAUUCCUGAAGUAACCUGAACCACAAUCUGAGUUUUAUCUUUUCAAAUGUCAUGCAGAUAUUGAGCUUAUUUAAUGAAUGAGAGAUCGUUGAUUUCCAAGUUGUUGUUUCCCGUUCAAGGACGAAGGCUAGAGUUUCAGCAGCGUCAGCGCGCGUGUGUGUGUGUGUCCUGUGUGUGUGUGUCCUGUGUGAAGGUGGAAAUGACAGCAGUCUCAAACUUUUGGCUGUGUGGAUCUCUUCUCCCUCCUCCAGGUGCGGCGAGACCAGCGCACCGUCCAGACUGAGACCAAGUACAUUGAGCUGAUGGUGGUCAACGACCAUGAACUGGUGGGUGUGACACUGACAUCCAUCACUGCAGCAUGAAGGAAAAAAUGAAAAGACAGUGACUCAGCAACAGUGUUUUUAUCCCUUUGUUAGUUUGCGCAGCUCCGCUGGUCGACCACACAGACAAAAAACUUUGCCAAAGCGGUGGUGAACAUGGCGGAUGCGGUGAGUGGAAACAUUGUUCAUAACUUGUCUCUGAGCUUUCAAAUCAUCUCUUCUUUGUUAUAGAUAAGUCCAUGGCAGUCCCUCAUAGUGGAUCUAUUUUUGGGAGUCUCAUGAGCUCAAUUAGGACAGUUUCCACAUUUCACAGCUUUCCAGACCAGGACAGCUGCCAUCCUUCAUUUGCAAAAAUCCACAAGCUCUGGGACAGGAUGAAAUUAUUCUCAAUUACCUCAUUUUUAGUCUCCAAAUUUGCUCAAGGCUGUUGUCUAUCAUGAGUAUAUUAACAAAUCUGCUUUGAUGAAUAACUAAUAUUUUUUUCUUGUAGCAGACCAUUUCACAUAAAUCCCACCUUUACUAAAUAGUGUCAAAGGAAAAAAUAGUUGCAUCAGAUAUCAGUUCAAUAUAACAAACCAAAAGAAAUCUAUGAAGAAACAAAUAAAGGUAGAGAUAGGAUCAAGUAGAAAUCUGUUGGUCCCAAAAAGUGCAGUUCUUCAAACGGCCUCUAGAGGCAGGCUCCAGAUGUGAGUCAAAUACAGCCCAUAGGAAGUUAUCUGAUUGCAUUCUCUGCUCUCACUUCAAUUUUGAUUGAUCUGAAGCCAGCUCCCAUCUAUUGAUAAGUUUCCAACAACAAAAAAACUUCAAGUCACUCACCCUAGGUUUAGAAAAAUAGCAACAAAACCAUGGGAGCAGAAGUACACACUUUACUGUGUCAUAUAUCCAGUUAUCUUCCAAACAGCAGAAAUUUUACUCUGCUUGUGUCCUCUUCAUCAGCAUGGGGAAAACCUCCUUUGACAGGAUACAAGCACACAGUGAUGUUGGUUUCCAUGCCAACUCACUGCUGCCUUCUUUCUACUCCCUGUCUAAAGAAGAGCGACACAGCUUUCUCUAUUUAACAUUAAUUCAUGCAUGAGAUGAAGUGGAGAUGGACACAUCAAUUCACAAUAAUAUUGAUGUCCCACCUUUUUGCUAACAAAAAAAAACAAAACAUUUAAAUGACUGAAGAAGUCAGCAGUGUAAAAGCCUCUCAUGCUGGUUUGAAGGAGACUGUAAAACUGAACAACUCUGAUGUUUGAGAGUGUCACUUUUGUUUUUUUUUGCCUUUCCUCAUAGACUUUGUUAAUCUGAUACACACAGCACUGCAGGAGCCGUAUUCAUCAAUAUUACAGUCAGUUAAUGCGUAAUAUCCUUUUUAUUGCAUCAAAAAGCUGGGUAGUAAUUACAAUGGUUAUACUAUUUUUUGGUAUACUAAUACACUAUAAUAUACUUACUUCAUAAAUCAAUCAAUUAUUGUUCAAUUAUUACUAAAUUUUCUGUAAAAUUGAACCUUCAGAUAUCAUUCAGAUGCGUCUUUACAAAGUUUCUCAAAAGAACUCCUUAAGCCUCCUCACACUUUUGUGUCAGGUGGGCAUGUGGAAAAAAACUUCCCCAUGCCCCAAAACUUGAUUUUCAAUCCUUUUUUAUUUGUGAAAUGUGAGAUUUUCCUCUGCUCCUUUAAAAACGGAUAUUUUGGUCUCACCUCCUCGAUGGUGAAUUUAUUUUGGGUUUUUAUUUUUCCCAUUUGGGAUGAGUUCAGAUCUACAAAGACCAGCUCAACACUCGCAUCGUCCUGGUGGCCAUGGAAACUUGGUCGUCUGAGAACAGGAUCUCUGUGGGCGACGAUGCUCUGCUUACCUUGCGAGACUUCAUGAAGUACAGAAAGGAGAGCAUAAAGGAGCGCUGCGAUGCCGUUCACCUCUUCUCGUGAGUGUAGUGUCCACAUCUUAAUCAGUGUUAUUCUUAUGCUCUGCUCUCUUCUUCAUCAGUUGUGUCCUUUCCUCACUCUGCCUCCUCUUUCUACUUUCUUCUUCUUUUUCCUCUACCUCCUCAUGCUCUUCCUCUUGCGUGUCUGUCCUCCUCCUCCUCCUCCUCCUCUACCUGCACCUAGUAUUAAAGCAUUCUCUCUGUCUUAACAGUGGGAGGACGUUCAUGAGCAGCCGCAGCGAGGCCGCCUACAUCGGAGGCAUCUGCUCCAUCACCAGAGGUGGAGGCAUCAAUGAGGUGAGACUUGUGCUUCUUUCAGAUCAGAGACAGAGGCCACAGAUCAGCACAUUGGAUCAAUAUUUAAAAAAAAAAGACAUGUAUAGAAGUGAAGGUUUCAAAACAGUCACGGACAGAUGACUAUCUUUUCUCUCUGUUCACUUGCUGUUAUGUGUGUGUCUUCAGUUUGGCAGCGUGGGCCCCAUGGCCAUCACACUGUGCCAGAGUCUGGGCCAGAACAUCGGCAUGCUGAGAAACAAAGAGCGGCCAGCUGCUGGUGAGAACAAAAAGCUUUGCAGAUUUUGCUUUAGCUCUCUCACAAGGUUCUUGAGAGUAAAAAACAGAGGCUUGAAUUUGUUUAUUUUUGUUGGUAUAUCUUUCCUAUGAGAUAAAAUAAUCCAUCCUUGACAUAUGCGUCUAUGAAACACAAGUUGUGUUAGGAUAAAUAUUAUACAGCUAACUCACCGAGGAGACAAACAAAAGUCACCUCUGCUCUAACAGCUCCCUCUAGUGUUGAGCUGACAGAUGUGCUGUGUUGAAAUUCUGACAUGUCACUCAAAGAUUUUUCUUCCGGACCCUGACCUUUUCUGCAUUGUGGUUUUUGUUUAUGUGUGUGUGUGUGUGUGUAUGUGUGCCCAGGAGACUGCAGGUGUCCAGAUCCAUGGCUGGGCUGUAUCAUGGAGGACACAGGGUAUGACCUUCAUUUACAACAGAUCAAUAACAGACAGAAUGGGGAUUAAAAAGUGCUAAAUUAGGAGUUUGCUGAAACAAGGAGGGACAUUAAUUAUUCUCAUUUUUGUUCUGUCCUGCAUGACUUUGUGUUUUGUCAGGGAGCCACAGAGUGAAGGGGGUUAAAUGUAACUUUAAAAAAAAACAUUCAGGCAAAUAAUUGGAAAGUUUUUUGUACACAGGUUCUUCUACAUUUAUUCGGGCUCUUGGCAGGUUAAAGAAAUGUUACCAAUGUAGCCAAAUGUGAUUUCUGUUUUCACUUUUUUAUCAUCAGUUACUACCUGCCCAGGAAGUUCUCACGCUGCAGUAUAGACGAGUACCUGCGUUUCCUCCAACAGGGGGGAGGAAGCUGCCUCUUUAACAAGCCCAGCAAGGUGAGAGGAGGGCACUCGCCAUCCUUGAAGCUGAUUUGUUAAUUGUAUGAUUAAUAAACACUGUCCUGCCCCAUUUCCUGUAGUUGUUUGAUCCACCAGAGUGUGGGAAUGGAUACGUUGAGCAGGGCGAGGAGUGUGACUGUGGAUCGCUGGUGGUGAGUUUAGUGAAAUUACACCAUCAGAGAAUCCCAUGAUUGUUUCGAGUUGAGCGGCUUGUUUUGUAAAACCUCCUACCCAUGCAACCUUAAGCCUUGAACUAAAACCCCUCUCUGAUUUAAAGGAGUGUGCACGAAGUGGAGCCAACUGCUGUAAAAAGUGUACCCUUACCCACAAUGCCAUGUGCAGCAAUGGACUCUGCUGCAGGGACUGUAAGGUAAGAUGUUACAUCACAGCCUGUUAUAUGUCCUACUGUGUCCCUUCAUGUUUCUGAUUUCUACCUUCUUUGCUUGUUUUCUGGUAGUACGAGCUCAGAGGUGUGACGUGCCGUGAUGCUGUGAAUGACUGUGAUAUUCCAGAGACCUGCACAGGAGACUCCAGCCAGGUAAAGUAAAGCUCUGCAGUUCUGCAUUGAGUCACAUGUUUAAGGUAGCAGUACAUCAAAAACUGCUCAUCUCUUUUCUCUUGUAGUGCCCUCAUAAUGUGCACAAACUGGACGGCUACAUGUGUGAUGCAGGACAGGUAAAGUCAUGUUCGGCGUUAAAUGUUUCCUCUCUUUUCUGUCCAUGCUCUCCUCAUCAUUUCCACCAUUCUCUUUCUCGUCAGGGUCGAUGUUAUGGAGGUCGCUGCAAGACCAGAGAUGGCCAGUGCAGGUCUCUUUGGGGCUACAGUAGGUUUGGAUUAGAUAUUAACCCUUAUGUCUUGUUCAUACAUUGGCUUUGUUAGUUCCUAAUCCCGUUUGGUCAUUGCAUGUCAACAGUUAAUGGCAGUGUUCUAAUAUUACUCGAUAGCAGACUGUUGCUAUGAAGAAUAAAGCGUUGCUAGGGAUGCCUUUCUAAUCAGUGACUCUGGUGGACAAACUGUAACCAAAUCAAUAAUUAUUUGUAAAACUUUGCCAACAAAAAAUAACACAUCUGUGUAUUGUGGUGUUGACCAAUCAGAUUUAAGAAUUUAACACAGCUCUGCGUUUCACUUCCAUAACAACCUGCUCUCUAUACACCUUUCCACAGUGUAUGACUACAUGAAUGAUGGUUAAAGUUGAGAUUUCUGGGCUUUUAUUUUUAAUGUUAUACACUGACUGUGUCCUCAGACUCAGCCGACAGAUUCUGCUAUGAAAAGCUGAACUCUGAGGGUACAGAGAAAGGAAACUGCGGCCCAGACUCCAGCGGUCAGGGAUGGGUGCAGUGCAACAAGCAGUGAGUGAACUUCACUGUUUGAUUUGUUUUGGAAACUCUGAUUUAAGUCCUUAAAUUUCUUUCGAAUGUUCGUUUAUGAUUGAUUAUUUUCAAUGAUUUUGCUUGUGUUUCCAUCAGGGAUGUACUUUGCGGUUUACUGCUGUGCACCAAUUUGACUGCUAGGCCAAAGUUUGGUGAACUGCAGGGGAAACUCACAAGUCUGACCAUUCACCAUCAGAACAGAUACAUGGACUGCAGGUGAGCUAACCUUCCUGUGGCUGCUUGGUGGGUUAAAAUUUUAAAGUCUGCUUGCUUUUAAACAGGACAAGUAAAAGUGACAGAAAAAAAGCAUGAGGGGGAGGAAGAUAAUUGUUUUGGACAUUUAAUUUUUUUUAGGGGUGGCCAUGCAGUCCUGGAUGACGGCUUGGAUCUGGGAUAUGUGGAGGAUGGAACACCUUGUGGGCCAAAUAUGAUGUGUUUGGAUCGUCGCUGUCUCCCUGUCACCACCUUCAACCUCAGCAUCUGCCCGGGCUCCUCCUCCUCACGCAUCUGCUCCCACCACGGGGUGAGUCUGUCAGUGUGCAGCACUUUGAGAUUUGAGUAAUUGUUUUCUUAACUGAUGUUCAGAGAUGUAAAAAUGUUAAGGAUUAAAAAAAUGAUACGUUGAAUUGUCUUUGUUUCCUCUCAGACCUGCAGUAAUGAGGUUAAGUGUAUCUGUGAUUCAGACUACACUGGAAAGGACUGUAGUGUGUUCGACCCAAUUCCUAUUCCCACCCCACCAGAGGGCCAAGAUAAGUACAAAGGUAACACUGAGCAGUUUGUCUCCAGACACUUGCAGCACACUUACUGUGGUGCCUUACCUCUGAAGAAGACGGGAGGCAGUUCUGCCACACAGCCACAACAACAAGUGUUUUACACUUUAAAUGCCACAUUUAUCUCAUGGGAAGUCUGAUAGAGAUAAACUUUGACAAAAGUGAAAGUUUUUCGUGGAAAAAAAGUUUCUUCUUUUGUCUCUGAAAAUAGGGAAAAGAUGGAAAAUAUGUAAAUGAGAAUGGUUCAAAUGCAAAAAUAGCUUGUACUAGAAUAUGGAUGCAAAAUUUUGAUUAAAAAAAAAUGCAGUAGUUUGCAAAUCAUUAAAAGCCUGUGAUUCAUUGAAAUUAGACCAAGGAGAAGAAAUCAAAGGUUGAAACUGAUAAAUGAUCAUGGAAAACAUAUUCUUCUCUUAAAUUUGAUGCUGAGCUCUCAGCACUCUGACAUGCUUUAUUUCCUACUCUUCCCUUGGCUGACUCCUUCACUCCCACAGGUCCCAGUGGUACCAAUAUCAUAAUAGGUUCGGUUGCUGGUGCUAUUCUACUGGCAGCGAUAAUCCUGGGGGGAACUGGAUGGGGAUUUAAGUAAGAGCUGUGGCAUGCCUCCAUCUGUGUGUGCCUGCUGUGUUCCUCUGUCAGCUAACACACAUGCCUGCGGCUCGCUGCUGACUGCUGCUCUGCUUGUUGUACUUAACAUGCUCACAACCUGAGACUAUGUAGGAUAAUUUUGAACACUGGUGGUUGUGGGAGAGAUGAAAUUCCAUCUGCAGGUUUGGUUUGGAAGAAGAAAGCCUCAAAGCUGUAUCUACACAUCAUUUAUUGGUCUUAAUUGGAGAGGAAGCUCUGUAGUAUCUCCAACAUGUCUACUCUGUUAAGUGUGCCCACUAAACCAACAAAAUAAACAAUUCAGGUCAGUUUGAAGCUAGAAAACCAAAACAUUUACAUUUUUGUGUGUGGAAAUUUUCAAAAUAAAAAACAUCUCCCAAUUUCUCAUCUGUUAUCAAACUAACAGUUGGAUUUGCAGGGGAGCUUGUGUUUCUGGUUUUGGGUGUACUGCAUAUUUGGUUUAAGUUGUAGUGAGUUUUUUGUGGCCCUAGAGAAAAUGGAGCAGAGUCUGAUAAUAUUCUGAAGUGAUGUCUCUUGGGUCAAUGGGGUCUUAGAGCUUGAAGUUAGGAAAAAAAAAAUCUGGGGGUGGGUGGUCAAAUAAAGAAGAGAGAGUACCAAAAUGGCAUGCCAAAAGCCCCAGACAAACAGCCAUGAGCAGAGUUGCGCUGUGGGUAAUGUAGGCACAUAGUCAAUCCCUUGUAAGUCUGACAGUUUGUAGGCGUGCUAAUUCGGAGUACUAUUUUAUACCUGGUGGUGGUGCACCAUAGUGAUGCACAUGUUCCAAAUAAAAGAGACCUGCAUGUUCCUCUCUGUACAGGUAGAUAUGAGCCCAGGUCUUCUUUAUAGGACUUCUCAUUUCUCACUCUUGAGUGCUAUCUAACCUCUUGCUAGCUUUGUUGUGGCAUGCCUGCAGGAUGCAAACAAACCAGAAUAUCUCUGCAACUCCAGCUUUAUUCUUGAGCCUUAACCCUAUGACUGUAUCAUGUAUGACAGCAUUAACUCAGCCUGAAUGAACACUGACAAUGCCAGCUCACGAUUAAAAAGAGAAUGAAUCUGCAAGUUUUCAGUGCCUGUUAACGCUUUGCUUGGAUUCAUCGCAUGUGUAUUUUUUAAAAACUUAUUUUUGCUCACACAAAACAACAGUUAAAAGUCUAACCUGCUUUCUAAAUCCCUUUUUUUCUGUUUCUCUUUAUCUGCUCCAUGUUGUGUUCCUGCCUCUCUGCAAAUCCAGAAACAUCCGGAGGGGAAGGUAUGAUCCCACUCUUCAGUCUUGAUCCAAACAUCCUUACAUUUGAGUUUCACAAUUCAGUAUGAGUAGUUUUUAACACAUAAACACACACUUUUACAUUUCCUGCUCCAACAGACUUAUUUUUUGAUUCAACUCAUUUUUUAAAAUCAUAGUUAACUGAAUAAAUUAAGUUCACAGCAUGACUCAACUCCACAAACUCCAGCGUUUAGGCAGCCUGUGUAUGUCAAAGCUUUACACAGAUGGGCCUUUAAAACAGACUUAACAUAAUCCAGUAAAUUCAAAAGUUUUUCUUUUUUUUUUUUUUGCAUUUACAACAACUUUAAUCGAAAUGUGAUCAAACUCUUUAUAUUAACUAUUUGUAUUCUGUAAUCAAAGAUUGCUUUGUUAUUAUUUGUGUUGCAUGAAACAAGAUUCGGGCUGCCAUUUUUACUUCACAGCUUCAGUUUCAACUUUGUAAUAUCAGUUUAAUAAAAUCUACCAAUUCAAGGCAAAAUAUCUCUAAGUUACUUUGUUUUUUUUUAUCUGUUGUGGCUACCUUUGCUUUUUUUGAAAAACAGAACAUUUUUGUGGUUUUGAAAAAUUAAUCAAACAAAAAAGGAGAAGCUUCUGAUUUCAGAAAACUGUUCCAGCCAGUCCUUACUGGUUUUCAAUGUUAUACUGGUAAAAAAAGAAAAAGAAAAAGAAUAUUCAGACAUACAAAUGUAUAUGUCUUUACAGAUUAAGUCUUUAAAACUGUAAUUUGUCUGCUUUAAAUUGUCUGAGCUUCUCUGUUGGAUCUCAGAUUCCUCAAUUCUUUCCUCUUCCUGCCCUCUUCCUCUUUCCUCCUCCUCUUCCUCCUCCACUUCCUUCCUCUCCCUUUUCUAGAUCUUCGGGGAUGUGACUUGUACCUCCUGGCUGUCCUCUUUACCUUUCACUGUGUCCAGCCUACUCUAAGGAGAAGAACAAAAAACAAAGAUGUCUUCCACUUCUAAACCCUCAGACCUUUUCUGUUUCUUGCUCUCAUUGGUCUCCUGGAACAUUAAGGUCCUGGGGACACAUUUGUACCUGAGCUUAGCGGCUGUCAGGAAUUAUCUGGUAUCAAGUAUCCAUGAAGAAAUAACACCCUAAGCUGGAGUGUACUUUCUCAACUUCUUUUUACCCUGUGGUUUUAGCAUUUAUUUUCACUGAAUAGACUGUUUGGUAUACUUUCUACUUCUGAUAGUGAUUACUUUGAAGGUCCUCUGUUCAUACCCAGCCAACAUAUUUAGAAUAUCACAUAUCCUAAGGACGAGACAACCACUGCCUCUCAGCAGUGUGAAUCUAACUGCAAUAGAAGUGUAGAAAUAGUGUCUGCUGGUAACUGGCGAUUAUUUUUGUGUGCUAGGCCUUUACAUUCCAGCCAUAAAUCCCCCUGUUACGCUGCCUUUCAUUAAGAACCAGUAGUCAUGUAAAACAACGCUCCUACAUAAUCUGCAUUAAUGUAUGAAUGUAAAGUUCAGGGCUGCAUGGAGGCUUGUUGUGUCUCUGCUGAUAGUUGCGAAGUCGGAUAGACAGUCGCAAAUGUACAACAAUGACUGUGUAUAAACCUGGACGACGCAUGGGUAUUCCCAAAUUAAGGCCAUGCGCAGGAGAAGUCUGACUAGAGCAGCAGCAGGUUUGACCUCAUGCCGUUUCUGUAAACGAAAACACACAUUUAAUUUACCGAUAGAUCGCCAAAGAUCCCUCAACUCUGUACAGUCCAAAACCAGACACUCACGGUUAGAAAUAGCUCAGUGACUCUUGUGCAAGUGUUGUCAGGCCCAUUUCUCAUCUCAAGCUACAUUUGUCAACAGCGCUGUCCAACAUGAUGCCAAAUCCACUUUUUUGGCAUCAAAUAAGUAAUUAUUGAUAGAUUUUAACAAAAAAAUAACACUUGUACAUAAAAAUUACUGAUAGAAAAAGUAACAGUCACGGAAAUACAUGGUCGUGACAUGUCUUGUUUGCAGGAUAAUCAAUGAAAGGGCCAACAGCCAAGACAGAGCAAUUCAUCCGCAGUUAGACACUACUCAGUCAGCUCAGUCAGUUCUGAGCUGUCAGCAGCUUUUGUUUAUGUUUAGUAUGGUAGCAUUUUCCAUUUUCUCAUACAAGUUACAAGUUAGUCACUUCUUCUGCAUGUAUUUUGAUAUGAGGGCAGAGUGGAUUGAAGUGUGAUGCGUCAGAACAAUCUAUAAAUGUUCACGUGAGAGUGCACAAUGAGUCUGAGUGGUUCUGAACUAGUCUUGAUGCACUUUGCCUAAAUUCUAGUCCAUUUUAAUCCAGUUCAAUCAUAGAUAUGUUGUAUGAAGGAGCAAGUGUAAUGCUAGCCGGUGCAGUCUUUUGGCUUCACUUCGUGGGCCUGUCACGUCGUCCAUCUUUUUAUACAGUCUUUGAUGUAAACAUAUCCUGCUGUAAGAUAUUUAAACCGUACACUACCAAUAUGCAUACACGUAUGCUGAACACGGGUGCUGAUGUACAUAGUGUAUUAUAAACCGAUUUAGACUGCAGUGACUCGCUGCAGCUCUGGAUGGAAGCACAAGUGAAGAGAGGAAAACUCUUCCUGCCUCUCAGCCUAAAACUGCUCAUGUUAAAGUUGAGUGUAUGAAUCUUUGCAGGCUCAGGGAAAUCUGAGCGACUCUUGUUGACCACAUUCCUGAUCAGACAUGCGAGUGUUUCGCCGUACUUCAAGAGUAUAAGAGACAGGAUUUCCAUACUCAGAUCAGACUGUUUUUUAUCUGAAGAACUACACAAAUUAGUGAAUUGGUUUCAGUGUACUCCGCUGCAAUGAGAUGGUAGUUAAAAAACUCAUCUCUUGAUGACUUAAGAUAACUUAAUUAUGAGUGAAUGGAGCAAUAAAUACUAACAUUUAGAAAAUAACCCUAUACCUUGUUCAAAACUAACACCACAACAAAUAUCUAAAAUAUUUUUCCUUGAGAGAAAAAAUAAAAUUCUACAUGUUCAUUAUGUUCAUUGAUACUCAUUUAUCUUCUCUGGACAUCAGAGAGCUUAAAAUCAGGUAUAGACGUUUUAUUCUUAUUAUGAAAAGAUUGGACUGCUUCAAAAUCAACAUUUUACUAAUAACAGGGGAGCUGCAUAAUAGCACAGACUGUGCCAGAAGAGAUGAUCUAAGCUACACUGCCAGUCCACCUUCAGUAGCAUUUCAGGAAUAUAUUGACACUGGAAGUUAAUGCCAGGUUAAUUAAUAAAAACAUUCCUUUAUCAAAAUCAAAACUGUCAACCUGUAUUUUUAUGUUAAACAGCAGGUGCUGUGAAGUUCUCAGACUUUAUCAACUCAGACCAAAAUCCAAAUAUCUGCAUAUCCCUUUUGUCAAUACUCUCUACUCUGUAUUUACGCAGUGAAGAUAUUUAACUGAAGGACACAGUUGGCUCAAAGCUCAGGACACGCUGUGAUAACCACUUUUGAUUGUGCUCACAUGUCAUAGUUGGACUCAUCAGAAGAUUUUAACAUUAUUCAUACAAGUCAUCAAAUGUCUGGUCUUACAGGAUGGUAGCUGGUAUUAACUUUCUAUGUAUAAUAACCCUAUUGCUGUAUAUCAGAAUAUAUAAUAAACAUAUCUGAUUAAGAGUGG